Messenger RNA from Fusarium oxysporum Fo47, 887 nucleotides. RefSeq lists its product as uncharacterized. The record is from RefSeq and is a predicted model, not a curated record. The coding region runs from base 264 to 542 and encodes 92 amino acids. Lineage: Eukaryota; Fungi; Ascomycota; Sordariomycetes; Hypocreales; Nectriaceae. The transcript has a single exon.
GUUCAAGAGACUAGGCCCCUGGUCGCUCUUCAAUCCUUCUUAACCAGCACAGUCCCCCUUGAGGGCGAAGCAUUCAAGCAAGAGCACAAAGCAGCAAAGCAAUUACCAAGGCGCCAGCACAUCCCCAUCCACUUGAAACAAACAAAAAAGGCUUUAGCUUCUUAUUCUUCUUAUUCCUUACCCGACCCCUUGCGGUACAUCACCUCAGAAUUAUCUAUAUUAUACCCGCCCUGUCUGCCCUCUCCAACCUCGUCUCCAUCAUCAUGUCUGCCAGACCUUCAAGUCACCACUUUGGAUCAACAAGCUCAACAUCAUCAACACCUUCUUCAGGCUCCGACUCAGACUCUUCCAGCUCAGGACACAGAUACAGCAUGGACUCAAUCGCCCUCCCCAUCGCCUCUGUCGAGGUUCUUCGCUGCAUGCGAUGCGCUCGCUCAGUCGAGGCCACUUCUACCGACGACGUCAGCACCAUGGGAAUGGUUCGCAUCGCACACAACCUCUACUACUGCGAACGUUGCGCAAAGAUGGUCGGCUACAAAUAAAUGAAUCAACCAACACACAACAACUAAAGGCCUGAACACGAGUAACACAUGGAACUACUUUCAGCUUUUUUUUUCUUUUCCAGUGGGGGGAAACAAAUCACAUUACGACAUGGACGGUUAAUCCCCAAAGCAUUCAAUGAUUAUUCCAACCAGCCAACCCACAACAACCACCUUUUCGGCGCAAAGGAAAUAUGAUAUUCGGCUCUUAACCCCCAGCGUGCCGCAUAAAUGCAUCCCCCUCCUGCCAUUAGGGCCAGCCAGCUAUUUAUUGCAUUUGGCAUACCCAACCAACACCAAGAGCAAAGCCAUAUAUCGCCACAGAGCAAAGUUGACCAUCAACAUCAA